CCCGCCACCCCAUACCACCUCUCUCUCAUCCUCAUCCUCCUCUCUGGAAACAGGAAACACUCGAUCACCGCCCCACGCGCCACCGUCACCUCUACCACCCAGUCGGGUCCCACCCACGUCAGUUCGGUUCAGGUACGGGAAUGCGUGCGCUCAGGAACCCCUGAUAUUGACUCGCAGGGUUUCAGGGUUCCUCAUCGGCGUUUGGUGAAGCGCUACACUGAUACUAACAACUACUGUGCCCCCACAGUAAAAAAACUCGGGCUUCAGUAAAAUCACUAUACGGACAGAUAUAAUUUUAGGAAUACGACCGAAAACAGGUUAAGAUUACCGGGUCACCGGUUAUAGCCGGUGGAAAGAUUUGAGAAUAGAUCAGAUGGAUUAUCGCAGGGGGGGCACAACAUAAACAGCUAAAGUAUAUCAAUGAAGGAAUGAAUGAGGAUUGAUUUCUUUUCAUGGUUCUUUCCCUGCUGGGUCAGAGAAAUUGGUGGCCUUACCUUCUCUCUCGCUUUCCGUUCUAGGCACUGCCACUUCGCUUUCAAGUGUGGAUUGGUUUGAAUUCGACGGAGGAGCAGGACAUGGAUUUUGAGGAGCAAGAUGAGGAACUCGGGAUGGGGCCCGCCGGGAGUUACGACUCGAUGGGGAACCCGACCCGGCUGAAAAUGGCGAGUGGCGGAGAAGUGAUGGUGGUCCAGGCCUCGAGGAAUAGUAACAGCAAGGCGAGGUAUAGAGAGUGCUUGAAGAACCACGCGGUGAGCAUCGGAGGCCACGCGCUCGACGGCUGCGGUGAGUUCCUUCCGGCCGGAGUGGAAGGCACGAUGGACGCCCUCAAAUGCGGCUGUAACUGCCACCGUAAUUUUCACCGCAAGGAGACGGACACGAUCGGUAUCGGAGUCGGGGACCCGUUUUUGUUGACCCACCACCCGCAUCUCCACCAGCACCAGCCGCCUCAGUUCUCGCCGUAUUACAGGACAGCGCCGGCGGGAUAUUUGCACUUGGGAGGACCGCAGAGGGGGGCAACGCUGGCGCUGCCGUCGACGUCGGGAGCAGGGUGCGGGACCCAGAGCACGAGGGACGAUCAAGAGGACGUUUCGAAUCCAAGUGCAGGAGGAGGUGGAGGAGGGGACGGGUCGAAGAAGAGGUUCAGGACGAAAUUCUCGCAGGAGCAAAAAGACAAAAUGCUGGCCUUGGCUGAGAGUCUGGGUUGGAGGAUUCAGAAGCACGACGAGGCUGUGGUCCAGCAGUUCUGUAACGAGACGGGCGUGAAGCGUCACGUUCUCAAGGUUUGGAUGCAUAACAACAAGCACACUCUUGGUAAGAAGCCCUAGACAUGAUUUACUCCAAAGCGCUCCUACAUAAUGUCCUCACUCACCCCCCCCUGCGUUGUAUCUAUCUCCUUGGUAACUCUUUCUCUUGCUUCUUGAGAUGAAAAAUGAGCAAUAUUGGGUUGUUUCUUCGUUGUUUGAAGUCGAGUUCAAAGAUGGGAAAUUGUGUUUCUGACUGUCUUCUGAGAGAAGUCUAGCACUAGCUCAGGAUCUUAGGGUUUCAUUCUCUCUCUCUUUCUUCUUCUUCAUCGUCAUCUCAUCCCGUUUUCGUUUUUAACAUUGGGGAGAACCGUGGGGCUGUAUACCUUUGAAUGGUAUCGGUGUUUAAAAUGAACGUACGUACGGUUCCGCUCAGAUUAGAGCAAUUUAUUGUUCCUGAACUGAUUUAAUUUCAGCGGUUUCUUUUAACUGU
This is a messenger RNA of Prosopis cineraria, 1734 nucleotides long. Its product is annotated as zinc-finger homeodomain protein 2-like. Gene Ontology annotation, cellular component: nucleus. Gene Ontology annotation, molecular function: transcription cis-regulatory region binding; DNA-binding transcription factor activity. The record is from RefSeq and is a predicted model, not a curated record. Gene Ontology annotation, biological process: regulation of developmental process; regulation of DNA-templated transcription. NCBI's taxonomy places the organism in Eukaryota, Viridiplantae, Streptophyta, Magnoliopsida, Fabales, Fabaceae.